AUGCUCAACAAGGAUAUGGAGCAGCAUCUUCGCUGCUCAAAGAAAGACCUUGCCAUGCUAAAGCAUAAGGUGGAAACACAGAUGAAACGUCCAAUUUACGACGGCAAGCCAUUAAUUGGCCAGCGUAUGGAGCAGUUCGACCCCGAUGGCACCCACAGGAAGAAACUCUGGGAUCAGGUGACUUCCAAGAAGAAGUAUCGAGAGAUGCUUGAGGGCAAGAAGUGGGGCAAAAACAAGCCGAAAGACUUCAACAAGAAUGUCCAAAAGAUUCAGAACAAGAUCGUUGGAGACCUUAACAAGCAAUUUCGCUAUUCUUCGAAUUCUUCGAAGACCCAGGGAGGUUCCGAUGAGGGAGAAUACCAGCCUGGUCUGGAUGACAUUGAAAGCGAGGAGGACGAACCGGUAUCUGGCAUUCGCCGCAAGUCUCGCGGUGGGCAAUCAUCGCUGCCAAGUGCCAAAGCCAGUGUGCUCAACACCAAGCCCGUCAGCGGAUCCAAAAUGAGAACCAUGGAUACUUUUGCCGGUCCUACUGGUGCUUCCUCUCUUGGAAUGGAUGGAAUGGAUGGAAUGGAAGGCAUAGAGGAGACUCGGACAGCAGAGAAGCCAUCUCGCGAGGGAGCUCCGGAGCACGACCAAAGCGACCCGUCCGACUUCGACUUUGCCACCGACCUCCAGACUAUGGUACGAAAAGAAGCCAACGCCACGGUCUCUCCUGAGGUCGAAGGACAGGUGAAAGCGCAAAACGCCAUGUUGGAAGAUCAGAUGAAGCAGCGGGAGGAGAGACUUGUCAUAUUGGAAGAUCAGACGAAGCAGCGGGAGGAGAGACUUGUGGGCAGCGUGAGCGCCCAGGUCAUGGGAACCAUCUCCCGUGGUUUCCAAGGCCUGAAGAAAGGACCUUGA
Messenger RNA from Lecanosticta acicola, 900 nucleotides. Lineage: Eukaryota; Fungi; Ascomycota; Dothideomycetes; Mycosphaerellales; Mycosphaerellaceae. The record is from the annotation of a GenBank genome assembly.